Molecule: messenger RNA, 3142 nt
Organism: Branchiostoma belcheri (Belcher's lancelet)
Lineage: Eukaryota; Metazoa; Chordata; Leptocardii; Amphioxiformes; Branchiostomatidae
Product: flagellar attachment zone protein 1-like
Exons: 15
Coding region: 1-3009 (1002 amino acids)
Biological process (GO): signal transduction
Molecular function (GO): molecular adaptor activity
Source: RefSeq, a predicted model, not a curated record
AUGAUGGAGGAUAAGGAGGCCCUGCAGCAGCAGCUGUAUGAACACAUGCUGCAGAUGUCUGCGCUGCAGGCCAAGCUGGACGACAAGAAACACGGGCAGGAGGUGGCUGACUCCUGGGUGGCACAGCUGCAGGAACAACUCAAAGUGGAGAAGGAAGCUCUCAACAGGAAGGAGAGAGAGGAUAAGGAGGCCCUGCAGCAGCAGCUGUAUGAACACAUGCUGCAGAUGUCUGCCCUGCAGGCCAAGCUGGACGACAAGAAACACGGGCAGGAGGUGGCUGACUCCUGGGUGGCACAGCUGCAGGAACAACUCAAGGUGGAGAAGGAAGCCCUCAACAGGAAGGAGAGAGAGAUGGGGAACCUGGUGGAGCAGUUGGAGCAGUUCCGGGAGGAUCUGGUGGAUAAGGAGGAGGAGAUCCAGAGACUGAACAUGGAGAUCCAGAUCCAGCAGAGGGAGAUCAGCGCUCACACAGACGUGGAUCAGCAGACAGCAGAGAUACUGGAGGAAAACGCCAACCUCAAGUCAGCGCUGAAGACCCUACAGGACCAGUCUGAGCAGGACCUGUCCCUGCCUCGCUAUGCCCAGGACCUGCUGCAGGAGAAGAACUCUGAGAUCGACCACCUGAAUGAGCAGAUAAAACAACUCCGAGAUGACAUGAACCAACUUCCUGAGGCUGAUACAACAAGCACUGCUGCCCAGACAGAGGACUCAAGUGUGGAGGACCAGGAUGACCAGGAAGUUCUCCUAGACCAGAAGGAGGAGGAGAUUUCUGCCCUGAGAGUGGAGCUGUUGAACAUGAGGAACAGAGACCCACUCCUGGAACCUGUGGUACAACAUGCCAUGGAGAGGAGCAACCAGGAAUAUGAACAAGCCAAGGCACAGCUACAAGAAGAUAUCAGAAAGAUGGAAGAUCAACUCAGAACUCAACAGAAAGACAUGGAAUCUUUGAAGCAGCAGUUAUUAGGGGACCAGGAAGAGGAGGCUGCAGUGAUGCAGCAAGAGAUGACUGCAGCGCAGCAAGAGAGAGUUGCUGCUGAGGAGGCAAGAACUGCUGCAGAGGAAAUAAUGGCUGCAGCACAACAAGAGAGAGCUGUAGCAGCAGAACAGAACAUUGCUGCACAACAGGAGAGAGCUGCAGCAGAGGAAGCAAAGACUGCUGCACAGCAGGAAAGAGCUGCAGCAGAACAGGAGAGAGCUGCAGCAGAAGAACAGAACAUUGCUGCACAGCAGGAUAGAGCUGCAGCAGAACAAGAGAGAGCUGCAGCAGAACAACAGAAUAUUGCAGCACAGCAGGAGAGAGCUGCAGCAGAGGAUGCAAAGACUGCUGCACAGCAAGAAAAAGCUGCAGCUGAAGAACAGAACAUUGCUGCACAGCAGGAUAGAGCUGCAGCAGAACAAGAGAGAGCUGCAGCAGAACAACAGAAUAUUGCAGCACAGCAGGAGAGAGCUGCAGCAGAGGAAGCAAAAGCUGCAGCAAUACAGGAGAGAGCUGGAACCAAAGAGGAUAAAGCUAUAGCAGAAAAGGAGAAACUCUCAACUCCAUCAGAGAGAUUGCUAGACCAAGACCAAGAACUGAUGGGUGAACAGCUUAUGAAAAAGGAUGAAGAGCUAGAACAGCUUAAAGAAAAUAUCAGUCAGCUUCAGAGACAGCUUGAGAGUACAGAAAAUCAACUGAUGAGUCGCAGUAAGGAUGUUACAAAGCUGGAAGAAGAAGUGUCUUCUCUCCAACAGGUGCUGUCCACAGCUGGGCAGGUGGCAGCUGCAGGGAGACAGCUGCAGGAGGAUGAUCAUACAGACCACCCUACCAUUACAGAUGACAGGAUGGCUCAACUACAGGCAGAACUCACCUCCCAGGCUCAGAGACAUGAAGAAGAAGUCGUCCUGCUGAAAAGCAGUCUUCAAACUGAAAUGGAGAAGGUUAAAGAACAGCUGAGAGAGGAGUACAGGGCACGACUAGAGAACAUCCGUGUGUCUACACAGGGCAGGGCUCUCAAACAGAAACUGGAUGAGAUCCGUGCUGAGCUGACCUGGCAGCAUCAGCAGCACAUCAGGGACAUCCAGGACAACGCUGAGAGAGAUGCACAGAUGAGGGUGGAGGAGCUGGAACUCAGACACAGGGAGCACAUAGAAGAGUUACAGCGUCAGUACAGGAGAGGGCAGAAGGAAGGUUUGGUGGAGCCGGACAGACAGCAGACAGACGUGCUGUACAGACUGGACAGUCAGCACGGUGCUGUCACAGACAGGAGCAGCAGCAGUAGAGCCUCUCCCACCAUGUACACCCCUGCUGGUUCAGAGCUGGGCCACAGACUGCAGGAUGAGAUUGAUGCCACGGAGCGGUUAGAUACUAACCUGGUGAACCAGCUGAGACAGAGGCAGCAGGGAGUAGGGCAGGACCACAGUGACUCUGAAGUGGACGAUAUCGUGUCUACAAGACUGGAGGGGCUGGUGCGGAGGUUACACACAGAGGGAAGUAAAGUCCUGUCCCUGUCAGAGCUACAGUUUAUCCAGCAGCACAGUCUGUCUGCUCGUCCUCCUGUACCUGAUGGGGCGGAGAGGGACUCCCUGCAGCAGUCAGUCAAACAACAAGUUGAGUUGUUGGAGUAUAAGUUGAACCAGGAGAAGACCAUGGUGGAAGACCUCCAGUCAUCCCUGCUGUCAGAGAGAAAGAGAAAUGUAGAGCUGGUGUCUGGGGUGGAGGAGGAGAGGAGACUGGUAGUCUGUCUACAGAAUGAGCUGUCUAGUCUUAAGGUGCUGUCAGAGAGUUUACGUGCUGCUCUGGACAGAGAACAGACAAAGUUAGCUUCAGUCAGUGGUGCCCUGGAGUCAGAGAUGUCCCAUGUGAAGUCUUGUAAUGUUUGUAUGUCUGUUGUGGUUAGUGGUGCCCUGGAGUCCGAGAAGUCCCAUGUGAAGUCCUGUAAUGUUUGUAUGUCUGUUGUGGUUAGUGGUGCCCUGGAGUCAGAGAAGUCCCAUGUGAAGUCCUGUAAUGUUUGUAUUGUCUGUUGUGGUUAGUGGUGCCCUGGAGUCAGAGAAGUCCCAUGUGAAGUCCUGUAAUGUUUGUAUGUCUGUUGUGGUUAGUGGUGCCCUGGAGUCCGAGAAGUCCCAUGUGAAGUCCUGUAAUGUUUGUAUUGUCUGUUGUGGUUAG